This is a messenger RNA of Malaclemys terrapin pileata, 2425 nucleotides long. It is a transcript of the gene TRMT10C, whose product is annotated as tRNA methyltransferase 10C, mitochondrial RNase P subunit. Gene Ontology annotation, cellular component: nucleoplasm; nucleus; mitochondrion. Gene Ontology annotation, biological process: positive regulation of mitochondrial translation; mitochondrial tRNA 5'-end processing. The coding region runs from base 344 to 1645 and encodes 433 amino acids. Gene Ontology annotation, molecular function: tRNA binding. The transcript is spliced from 2 exons. NCBI's taxonomy places the organism in Eukaryota, Metazoa, Chordata, Testudines, Emydidae. The record is from RefSeq and is a predicted model, not a curated record.
AGCCGGAGCCGCCCCGGGGGGGGGGCCCUGACUCCCCAGGGUCCUGCAGCGGGAGGCCCCUCUUCAUUGGGGUCCCCAGGCGCCGCCGGGGUGGUAGCCCAGGGCCAUGGCAGUGGGGGGAGGGUAGACACCGACCUGGCCUUUCGUCUGCUGCGGGGUGGCCUGUAAAGCAGUUGCUCCUGAUACCGGUCCCGGUGUCACGCGUGGGGCGGGGGAAGUUCCUGUCUGGAUCACUGAGCCCCGUGUGCGUGCACGCCACCCACCCAUCUGUGCAGUAGUGCUAAUAAUGUUCACUGGAGACUGAACGAUAAUAUAACUGCUUGGACACAACACUCUCCUAAAUAUGAAGUUUUUUAAUAUUGUUCUGAGAAGCAUUGUGAGACAUCCUGUUUUUCUGUUUGCUAUGGGAAAUGGGACCAAAAAAGAUUUGUUUUUAACAACUCCCCAGGGGUCAUUUCCAUGUAGAACAAUGAUUUUGUCUCCUGCCUUGAAGAAGCAGAUUUCAUCCAGCCCCACUGAGAAGCUAGAUUUGGAUGGGUGGAAAAAUGUCAUGAGAUCUGGAAGGCAAGAGGAAGUCAGUGAGACAUCUGAGAGUGAGGAGGAUUCCACUUUAGCUGCCACAAGGGAACUUGUGGAGAUGUGGAGGCUAGCUGGCAAAACUGUUCCAGAAAAUAUCAGUGAAGAAGAGUUAAAGACCCUUAUGGAGUGUUCCACUAAGUCAUCCAAAAAGAAGUAUUUAAAAUACUUAGCUGUCAAAGAAAAAGUGAAGAAAGCUAGUAAAGUAAAGCAGGAAAAGCGAAAGGAAGCAAAGAAGGAAAGGCUGGAAAAGGCUAAAGAAAAUGAUACUGGUGAGCUGAAGAAUACUUUCUUAUUGCAGUUUUGGUCCAAGUCUAUGGAUAAGAUGUAUAACUGGAGGACUGCUCAAGCUAUGAUCUUUGGCCAGCCUCUAGUAUUUGACAUGGCUUACGAAAAUUACAUGUCACGUAGAGAAAUGGAGAACACAGUGAAUCAGCUAAUGGAGACCGAAGGGCAGAAUCGAAGAGCUAUGGAUCCUUUUCACUUACAUUUCUGUAAUCUCAAGGUAGAUGACCCAUAUCAUAAAGAAUUUGCUAAGCGCUAUGGAGAGGCAUGGAACAACUUACUUGUGACUGUGACAGAACAGUCUCACACAGAUGUCUUUCCAAGAGACAAGCUCAUCUACUUAACUGCUGACUCUCCCAAUGUAAUGAAGACGUUUGAGCAUGAUAAAAUUUAUAUAGUUGGAUCAAUUGUUGACAGGAAUAUACAGACUGGACUCUCUCUUGCACAUGCAAAACGCUUGAAAUUAACAACUCAACGUCUUCCACUCGAGAGGUACUUGAAGUGGGAAAGUGGUGCCAAAAAUCUCACAUUGGACCAAAUGAUUCGUAUUUUAUUAACUGUAAAAGACACUGGAGAUUGGAUGGAGGCGCUGAAAUUUGUUCCAAAAAGAAAAUACGAAGCUUUUGUAGAUACAUCUUUAUAUUCAAAGCGUAAAACUGAUACAGGGCGAAGAAUAAAGGUGUCUGAAUUUAGCAAUAGUCAGGAAAAGGUAAAGAAGCCCUUUGUAGAGAAUUCCUUCAGGAAGCAAACACAGAAAAAAUGGUGGGUAGCUGAAAAAUCUUAAGGGCAGAUUAUACUGUUAAUAGGCUUAAAUUUCCCUUGUCUUCUGUGAGAAUUUGAUGGAAAAACUGAAAGGUAAAAGAGUAACUAGAACUGCUGCCUGAUAUGGGUUUUUUUAUAACCUUUGUAUUGCAGAAACUUAACGGGGGGUGGGAGAGGGGAAUCCAUGUGAAGAAAACCUGUGAUAAUCAAAUCUACAAAAUAGCACCAUAAGAAAGAAUGUAAUUAAAUUUAAUAAAACUGUGGUGGAUAUAACUUCAUUUAAAUCCUUACUUGUUCAACACCAAAUGCAGUAAUGCACUUGAUUAGUUCAUGGACUGAAAUAUGGUAAAUAUAGGAAUUGUAAGAGGCUAGUUGGAUAUCAGUAAUGUAAUGAAUGUAAUGCAACUGCCUCAGUAAAUAUUUGCAAAUCUUAGCCUUUCUAUCAAUUUACAACUGUAAUAAUGUCUUGAAUACUGAUCUUAGAAUGUAGCUGAUUUGCCCACUGGCUCGUACCCCAGUGAAUAAGUUGUGGUUUUGUUUUCCUAGGGUUUUCUUUGUUUGUUUUUAGAAAGAUCUCAUUAUGAUGCUGCAUGAUUUAUUCAUUCAAAGUAUUUUAGUAUCUGAUGUGAUGCCUUGUGAAAGUAACCAAAACAAUCAGACCUGUGGUUCUAAAAUUUACUCACCUUGUGGAAGAGGUGGGCCAAUGUAAGACUUUUUUUUUAAUAUGUUUUUGUCCCUUUAUCAUAUGGAUUUUCUAAUCCUCUACAGCUUUUGAAAAUAAUAAACACUGAUGCUUGUAAUA